UUUAGAAAUGAUAUUCUACUUUCAUUUUCAAUUCAGGGAAAAUGUGCCAGGCCUAAAUUUAUAUAGAAUAGAAUAGUGAAAAUAAAACAACUGGUAAUGUAAACCAAAUGUUAUAAAAUCUUGUCAAGAUGUGUAUGGGUCCAAUAGAUUUAUAAUUUGACAGCUGAAGGGAACAUGGCUUACUACAUACCCCCCAGUCAGUUAAACAGAGGACCAGCCAUAACAGAUAAUGCAGAUGUUCAGAUCAUUAAACAAUGUGUUCGAUAUUUGUCAGCGUCCAAUGGAAACACUGAAUCUGAACAAAAUUUACAGGCUGCAAUAGAACAAUGUCUUGGAAGAAAAUUCUCUGCAUCAUUGAUUCCAUUCUUAAAAAGUUAUCCAAAGAAUUUUGAAAUUGAAACAGAUGGAAGGAACAGUUUUAUCAGUGCUUUGACCAAGUUAGAACUUUGUCCUACACAUUGCUCAGGUCGUGGGACAUGUAGAGGAUCUCCUAUUUGUGACAAACUCCACAUUUGUAAGUUUUAUUUAUUGUCAAAUUCCUGUCAUGUAGCUAAAGCAGGCAAACUUUGUGCGUUUGGACAUGAUCUAACCACAGCACAUAACAAGGCAUUGCUCAGGGAUAAUUUUAUGGAUGAACUGAGAUUAGAAGAUUUACGGAACCUAUUCAGAAGUAUAAAGAGUAGAUGUCCGAUGACAACGCCACAAAUUUGUAAAUUCUAUAAUGUAGGGAAAGGAUGUUCUAAAGACAUGAGAGGGCAGCCUUGUCCAUUUUUACACCUGUGUAGAUUCUAUAUCAGUGGAACCUGUAAAUUUGGAAAAGGAUGUAGAAGGAGUCAUGACCUUCUAAACCAACAGGUCAAAGUUCUUCUAGAAAAAUAUGGCAUAAGUACACGUAGGAGUCCUAAGGAAGUUUUAGCUGACCUACAAGAGUGUGGAGUAUCACAGUUUGAAGACGACAGUGAUUCUGGAAGUGUGCAGUCAGCUACUGGAAGACAAACAACGUCGAGAUUUCAGAACAUGAAAAGGUUCAAUUCCAAUCCCAACCUUCUUGGCGGUAUGACCAAUCUAUCAUUAGCUGGUGAAAUAGAUACUGCUGAUCCUUCUACACAGUCAAUGUCGAUGGAAAUAUGUAUUUACCAUCUAAGGGGGAAAUGUGGAUUUGGUAAAAAUUGUCGUCGACACCAUAAAGAUUCCAUGUAUCAUUGGCAAUUUAGACAGCAAGGUGGCACUUCAGAUGAAUCUUGGACUGACUUUAGACCAUCAGCGAGCUUUGACCUUGAACUGAACUUCAGUGAUGUUGAAAAAGAAAUAUGUUAUAUUCAAUUUAGUAAACAACAUGUAUUACAAGUUGACUUUGGGAAGAUGAUUGGUGAGAUGAAGGGAUCACCCACACUCGAUGUUAGACGACUCACGACAGAAUCAUCAGCAGUACAGAAGUUCCAACCAUUAGCUACAAAGUGGAGAUGGUAUUGGAAAGACCAGACAAAUAAAUGGAUCAUUUAUGGAGGGCAGAACGAGACAGGUUACAAAGCCAUGAUUGACAGUGAAAGUUUGGAGCAACACUACCAAGAAAAUCCAAUAGGACAAAUGAAAUUUGCAACAAUGGGUCAUGAGUAUAUCAUGGACUACCAAAAAAUGGUACAGAAAAAUGUAGUUCAUAAGACAGAGAGAAAAGUGAGAAGACGUCCAACAUUGGUUCAGGCAGCGGAAAUAGAGAAAAGGAAAAAGAAAUCAGCUGAUACUGGGAAUACCAAGACCACAGCUACUUCAUUGGUUGUUCAUGCACCACUUGACAACAAUCCACUAUCCUAUAUACCACUCCAUUGGUCAUUUGAUAGACAAAAAAGUCCAGCAGAAAUCAGCGAUCAUUUUCACAUGGCAGCAUGUUCUAAAAAAAGUGAUGAAUAUAAGAAGAUGAAAAAGUUUUUCUAUGCCACCAUGCCAUCAACAGCUGAAAUAGUACAGAUAAAGAGAAUAGAAAAUGGGGAACUAUGGAUUAACUUUGUUAGCAAAAGAGAGAAAAUGAAAAGAAAGAAGAAAGAAGAAGACAUAGCUGAGUUAGAGUUAUUCCAUGGAACAAACGAAAAGUUCAUUAAUGCUAUUAGUAAGCAAGGAUUUGAUUUCAGAUUUAGUGGAAGCAAGACAGGAAAUAAAUAUGGUAAAGGUAGCUACUUUGCUAAGUAUGCUAAGACAGCCGAUAGCUACACUGAUUUUGGUGUCAAGAAACACAUGUUUGUAGUACGUGUAUUACCCGGUGAUUAUGCCCCUGGGAGUUCGUCAUUUGUUCGACCUCCACCAAGAAACCCCAGUGAUCCUUUUGAAUUAUAUGACUCCUGUGUUGACAAUUUACAGAAUCCAAUCAUAUAUGUGAUAUUUACUUUUGAUCAGGUUUAUCCUGAAUACAUUAUAGAAUAUAGAAAAUUAGGAAUUUAAUUCAAAACACAGUUUAAGUGGAAUGAAACUAUGGUUAAAUUUCAGUGUUCAAGGAACAGUUAGAUUAGAGAUCUGUGUCACAAAGUUGAAUUUUUAUAGUUAUGUAUCUGAUUUACUGUUUUUACAAACAUAUUAAUCUGGCCAAAAUUCAGUUUUUAUCCAGAUCUGUUUUCUAAAUUUUUAUUUGUUUAAAAGCUUGUUAUGUUAUGGAUUAUAAUUUGUUUUGUUUUGUGUUAGCAUGUUUAUGAAAAUUCUAUUUUAAUAUCAAAAGACUAGUGGCGUUAAGGUUGGUUUUGCUUUGACAAGAAAAUAAAGUUUUUGAGAACUAUUUCAAAUUUGCACAUAAUGUUUAGAAAUGUGUAAAAUCAAGAAUUAUAAAUGAAAUAUUUUAUGUAGUCACAAUUACAUCAUAAUGUACCAAUUUCAUGAAAACGAUAAAAAGCUGCAGAAUUUAUGCAGUUUUCCGUUGUUAUUUCCUUUCUGGAGAUAUUGUGCUCAGCCAAGAAACAGCAAAAUAAUUUAAGAGAAGCUUCAUUAUAACUAUGGACAUUAUUUCACCAAAUAUAAAGUUGUUUGUUUGGUGUGCAAAUACUUUUCAAAUCUAACAUAUACUUAAAAGUUGCUGUAAAACAAGGAAAAUCAUGAAAUUUUGUCAUGGUUACUUUAAAACCUAAAGGUCACCAGGCAAGUGAUAUUUAUCUGUUAAAUUAUUUCAGCCAAACGUCAGAGGAAGGGACUUGAAACAACUUUCAGGGUGUUUGAGAAAACUUUUUAUAUUUGAAUAAAAAUUUUAUUUUAGUAACAGAAAUAUGGGCAUCUAAAAGGACAUUAUAAAAAUGUUUAACACAUGACAAGGCACUCUCGAAUAAUUGAUUUGUUUUGUUUAUAAUUAGAAAGGCCAUGUGCACAGAACAUGCAGACCUUGCUAAGUGAUGAACCGGUGAAUUAAAUAAUAUCUCAGGGUAACAUGAAUGAGGGUCUGGAUGGGGGUCUUUCAGAUCUCUAUUCUUUAAAUUUUCAAGUCAUUUUUCUCUAUUCUUUAUUUUUUGCCCAUUAUACUCUAUGCUUGAUCUUUUUUGUCUAUUUUUGUCUAUAUUUGUUUAUCCUUUACAUUAUUUAUCCUGUAUUCUGCACUUUUUUUUCCAUUAUUCUCUAUUCUGCAAACCACAUCCAGACCCUCAUACAGAGUUGAAUUUCAUCUAAUGACAUUGAUUCUUUUGAUCAGCACAUAUAUUUGAAUUUUAGUUUUUCUCAUGGUGAUGCAGAAUUUCACUGAUACACUUUUCCCUAAACCUCUUUUUCUAAUUGCUUCAUAGUUUUCAUGUAAUUUGUUUCCACUAAAAUCAAGCAAUAUAAUGCUGUUACUUUUAGCUUGAAUAUUGUUAACACACACAUACACACACGUUUUUCCACAGAAAAUGAUUUGAUAAAUAUUUUAUAAUUCUUACAAGAUAGAUAUAUUGCAGAAAUUCAAACAUAUAUGUGAAGCAUAAAUUUAUUCCAAUAUUAAAGAUUUUUUUGGAAUUUUUUUUUCAAUUGGACAAUUUUUAAAAGUGGAUUGCAAAAUCUUUUUUUCCUGAACCACAGAGCCAAGGGGAAUUUGGGCUCUACCAGUUAACAUAACUAAUAAUUUAGCUUUAAUGCUAAAGAGUCAGAACAACAUAUGUAGUUGAAACCUUUGAUUUUUAGUUUAGAGACAUCAUGCACACAAAGUAAAUUUGAUUUUUAGUUUAGAGACAUGCACACAAAGUAAAUUUGAUUUUUAGUUUAGAGACAUGCACACAAAGUAAAUUUAUAAGAGAAUGCAAUGGAUUGUAAUUGUUGCAAUGUGAUUUUCAAGUUUUCAAUUUUAGUUAUUUUAAAAUAUAUAAAUACCUUUUUAUUGUUCUAUUACUGUAGAUUUAGGAAUUAUUGCGUGCAUUUUUUAUUGCGAUUUUGUCAUUUUGGACUAAAAUGCGUUUUUAAUUUUUUGCGAUAUUGAGAAAAAUCCUGUUUAAUUCAUAUAUAAAAUUUUCAAAAUGAGAUUUUGAAUUAUUGCGAUUAUAACCCUGUUGCAUUUUUCGCAAUAAUAAAAACAUCACAAAAAUUUCUGAAUUUACAGUAUUUUAUUGAUCAUAGUUUUUGUCAUUGAAGGAAUUUGGUGUCGUUGGCAGAGUUAAGUUAUAGCUAGCUAUAAAACCUGGUUUAAUCAACCAUUUUCUACAUAAGGAAAUGUCUGUACCAAGUCAGAAAUAUGACGGUUGCUUUCCAUUCGUUUGGUGUAUUUGAGCUUUUGAUUUGGCCAUUUGAUAAGGGACUUUCUGUUUUGAAUUUUCCUUGGAGUUCAGUAUUUUUGUUAUUUUACUUUUUUUAGUGCCAGUUAAGUAUUCAUUUCAUUAAGAUAUGAGUUCUUCCCAAGGAAGGCAGAGAAUUUUAAAUUAAAGUGCACCACAAAUGUUUACACUUCAUAUAGAAUUUUGUUAUUAAAUUAAAUUUUGUUUAUUCAGAAUUAAAAAAAAAUCAUGAUUUAUUUUUCAUUUCCUACCACUGGGUUAGUGAUUGUAACUAUCAGAUAGUCUUACCAGCCUAGCACAAUACAAACAUUAGAAAAAUUAAAAUACAAAAAUUAUGUAAAACUGCUCUAUGAAGGUUGGUAAUUUUAACAUAUUCUUUCAUGUAAAACAAAACUUCCAUGAAGUUUAAAAAAAAACCCAAUAUUACUGACAUAUUUUUAUUUUUCCCUAUUGCAAAUGUAUCAAAGCCUUUAGAUAAACUAACCUGGCUAUUAUAUUGCCAAAAAUACCAGUGUUAGAAAAUUGUCAAGUGGUUACCAAAUCUCAAUGACAUUUUGAAUCCUUUGUCUUUCAAAUGAGCAAUACAAUGUGAAACAGUAUUGACGCCCCUUAAAUUCUGAAAAUAUUUUACAUGAGCAAAUUGCAACCAAACAAUCCAACUAUUAUAUUAUAGGUUUUGGGGUUAUUUUUUGUCGAUCAGUAUAAUGAGUGUCAUAAGUAUAAAAGUUUGACAUAAGUCGUACCAUAUCAAGCAGUAUUAAACUACUUUGGAACUCUGGGUUUAAUUUUAAAAUGAUAUUUGUUUAGCCUCCUGUCUUUAUGAAGUGUGCAAAUGCCUUCAUCAUUGAUCCUUUACAUUUUUCACAUGUUUAGGUCUUAUACAUCCCUGGCUUUCAAAAUGUUUGGAUUUGAGCAUUCCUGAUGAGGAUAGAUACAGGAAAAGAGGUUGGAGGCACAAAAUUUAUGAAGUGGGUUUGUUUUUCAUUUUCUAGCACUGGAUCUAUACCACUGCUGGUGAACUGUAAGUCCCAGAGGGUAUCACAGUGGUCAUGGCUGACAUGAUUUUUAACAAACUUUUCUGAAAUUAUAAGUCGAUAGAUUAAGAAAUUAUUGAAAAACUCUGGUUCCAUUACUCCCUCAACAAAGUUGACACAAUUAAUAAAGUGAUAUUUCAUUUACAAACCGGUUUAAUCUUUUGAAGUGAAAUAGAGGCAUUUAAGUUUAGGUCUUUUUAUUCUAUUCAUGUAAUUCAAUUGUGUUUAAUGUUGUUAGAUUAUUUCCAUUGUAAUUAAAUUAGAAUCAAUGUACUUAAAUUAUUUUCAAUGUAAUUCACUAUUGUAUUCAAUGUAAUUCACUAUUGUAUUCAUUGUUAUUCAAUUAAAUUCAUUGUAAUUCAAUUAUUUUAAUAAAUUCAUUGUAAUUUAAUUGUUUUCAUUGGGAUUCAAUUGUUUUCAUUGUUAUUCAACUGUUAUCAAUGUAAUUCAUUUAAUUAUUUUUGUUUUAUUGGGAUUAUUUGUAAUUUGUAAUAUACAUGUUAUUACUAAUAUAUUGCAGUAUGCAAAAGUAUAUUUAUGAAUACAUGUAUUAUGCAUCAUGACACUGCUAUAUUUUACAGCUGAUAGAUAGUGAUCAUUUAAUCUGAUCAUUCAUUUAACCAUCUACACUUUAUAUGCAAAUUAUACUAAAUUCUAUUUCAAUGAAACUCUCAGAAUCUGAAGUAUAGUAUGGCAAUGUGAACUUUGUUUUAUUUGUAAUUUUUCAUUCCAGUUUUUUGGGGGGUGUUUCUCAUAGAAAAACAUGAACUUUGACGUAUAAAAAUAGGAGCAAUCAUACUCAAUCACACACUUUUGUCGACUUAAUACCAUUGAACACCUAUUUUUUCUCAAAUAUCUAAAAUAGACUUUGUCAUAUAUGUACAAAUGGGGAGAGUAGAUAUGAAUUUAUAAGCUCUGCUGAGUUUUUAACUGCAUACUAAUUUUCAUAAAUUUCAUGGUCAACCUCAUACAUUAAAUACUUUGACACAUUCCCUAUUUUCAUUCUCAAUUCUACUAUAUUAAAUCAUCUACAAGGUGUUAAAAAUUUGUUUUAGUCCUAAAAUAGACUUUGUUAUAUCUAUACAAUUGUGAAAGACGGGGACUCGGUGGUCAAGUGGUCUAAAUAGUCAAACUACUGUACCACUAACCUGUCAACACUUAAGGUAUGACUUUGAACCCCGCACGUAGCAGGUGUGGUCAACUCUAAUCUUAAUUGACUAGGAUUGACACCAAUCAAUCAAUCAAUGGGGGAGAUUAGAUAUGGAUUUAUAAGCCAUGCUUAGGUUUGAAUUGCUUACUAAUUUUCAUGAAUUUCUUGGUUAAAUACAUACCUUAAUUUCUAGAUUAAAUGAUCUACAAGGUGUUAUUAAACACCAUUUUUGAGUUCCAGAAUUUUGAAAGCCUGAAGGAUUGGCCCAAUGAUGUUUAAUCCAACAUUGUAACAUUUUGAAAGUACAAGAAACCUUUUAUUUUCUGUAAAUUUUCACAGACUUGUUAGUGGUGAAUAAAGGAAUAAUCCCUAAUAAAUAUAAAAAGUUAUGUAUCAUUGAAAAAUAACUUCGUCUCAGAUGGUACAUAAUAGCUAUACAAACCACCAUGAAUCUGGAUCAUGUUAAUAUUUAUGUAUGUAUUAAUGACAAUCAUAUUCAUGAUACUUGUAAGUGCAAUAUGGUUCUGAAAGGAGGCAAUGGACAUUUAAUUAGGUCUUGAAGGGUUAAUUUAAUAAAAUUUGUUUUCUCAAUUUACUACCACAUGUAGUGUGUGCUUAAGGAUGCUUUAUCCAUGUAGUGCCAUUAAAAAUAUUUCCCCACUAAUCCCUACUUUUCUUUUGAUAAUUUUAUUACAUAUAGUUUUAAAAGCCAUAUUUGGAAAUCCUGGUUAUUUUUUCAUAUUUUUUGAAAGAAAAAGGGUGUCAAUGUUAAAUGUAUGAAAAGUCAAGAGAGAAUUAUUUCCUGUCAAAUUUUCAAUGGCAUAUAUCUUGAAAACAAGCACACAGACCCUUCAUUUUUUUCUGCUUUUUUAUUUCCUUUAUUUAUAUACUAUUAAUUUAUAUACAGUCUUUUAAAAACCUUGUUAUUUUGAAACAAGAGUAGCGAACAUCCUUAAAAGAUGUUGUUCACAAUAUUUCGUUCAAAUACAUAUAAAUGUACAAUUCUAGUUUACAAUUUAUGUUCCAUUCAUCCUGAUGGCUAGGAUAGGUAUAAUGAAGCUUCAUUUAUUUUAUAUUUUAGGAAUAUAUGUGCUUGUUGCAAAUUUUAUCUGACAAUAAAAUACAAAUAUGCAAUUCAAACAAGUUGAGAUUGUUCUUGAACCAGCUUAGACUUAGGUAAGCUGUUUCCGGCAGCAGUGUCGUCAACAAUUUGUUAAAGUUUGUGAUUAGGUCAGUUAAAGGGGAACCACUUAUGGUAAAUCAAUGAUGUUUGGUAUGCAGUUGUAUAAACAUUGGCACAUUUCAUUUCCAUUGAGAUUUUUAAGCCCUGCUUCCUCCUCAGCCAUGAAUAAUUGACUUUUUUUUUCAUAGUUUGCAUGUUUAAGUUUGUGAGACAUAUCUUAUUUCCACUGAAAUUAUUUGGCACUCAUGUACCUUCAGUAACAGUUCAUUGACUUUGAAUAUUUUGCAUAUUUGCAAGUUAAAGUAUUGCUGUUUUAAUCUUAACAUUUAUUUUACUAUCAAAUUACAUACAGGCGAGACAUCUUUAUGUCAACAGUUUGUUUUAUCAUUUUAUGUAUUGUCAACAUUUGUAAAUUCAUUUUAACAAAACUAUAGAUUUAAUGAGAACAAUGA
This is a messenger RNA of Mytilus californianus (California mussel), 8525 nucleotides long. RefSeq names its product protein mono-ADP-ribosyltransferase PARP12-like. The coding region runs from base 175 to 2433 and encodes 752 amino acids. The transcript has 9 exons. Gene Ontology annotation, molecular function: metal ion binding; NAD+ poly-ADP-ribosyltransferase activity. The record is from RefSeq and is a predicted model, not a curated record. Lineage: Eukaryota; Metazoa; Mollusca; Bivalvia; Mytilida; Mytilidae.